This is a messenger RNA of Baudoinia panamericana UAMH 10762, 2244 nucleotides long. RefSeq lists its product as uncharacterized. Gene Ontology annotation, molecular function: long-chain fatty acid transmembrane transporter activity; long-chain fatty acid-CoA ligase activity. Bases 219 to 2099 code for a protein of 626 amino acids. The transcript is spliced from 3 exons. NCBI's taxonomy places the organism in Eukaryota, Fungi, Ascomycota, Dothideomycetes, Mycosphaerellales, Teratosphaeriaceae. The record is from RefSeq and is a predicted model, not a curated record.
CAAACAGGAAGUAGCCUCGGCUUCACGAUGCGGAGCGGCACCGCAGUUUGUGUCUAUCUUUAAGCACAUCUAUACAGAGCGAACAGUCUUCGUCAGGUUGCCUGAUACAUCUCACAACAUUUUGGCUGGGCAUACCCAUCUUCAUUUCUGUCAAUCUGCCUAAGAACUAGGUAUAGACUCCGCGAUUCGCAUGGUUUAGCCCAAGCAAGCAAACAAUCAUGGCUCUUGUCGCCGCCGCUGCAGCUGGCGGUCUUGCUGCAGCGGCCUACCUGGAUGGCAAAUACCAACUCGUGCGAGACUAUCGGUCCGUACACAAGCAAGCCAAGGCGGAUCGAGCAUAUCAGCAAGCGCUCAAGGAAGACAGACUGUCGCCGUGGUACAUCCUCGCAGAAACAUGCGCACGUCAACCCAACGACCGCGCCAUCUGGACACGUAGCCGAAGCUGGACCUUCACCGAGCUCCAUGAUCAGACAGUACGUUACGCACAAUGGCUCUUAGACCAGGGCAUCCGGCCUGGCGACCUAGUCGGGAUGUAUCUCCACAACAGCGCCGAGUUCAUGUUCAUCAUGUUUGCCACCCUUGCGAUUGGAGCCGGCCCAGCUUUCAUCAACUACAACCUUGAGGGGCGAGCACUGAUGCAUUGUCUGGCCGUCUGUGAAACCAAGCUUCUCAUCAUUGAUGAGGAUCAAGCAUGCCAGCAGCGCAUCGAGGGAAGCAGACAGCAGAUUGAAGCCAGUGGCACAAGGCUUGUCACCCUCGACAAUCUGCUGAAGAAGGUCAUUACCAGUAACCCCGUUGUGGUACCACCAGAUGAGCUACGCAAUGGCAUGAAACCGGAAUGGCCAUACUGCUUGAUCUACACUUCGGGUACAACAGGUCUACCGAAGGGCUGCCCUUUCACCAUCUCCCGGACACACCUGCUCGGAGCACAUAUCGAUUAUCCUUUCGGCGGAGUCAAGGGAAAGGACUGCUGGUACAGCCCUAUGCCUUUGUACCACGGAACGGGCAUUAUCACGACAUCGGUCGCCUUACUCUGUGGUGUUGGCGUAGCGAUAGCCCCUCGCUUCUCCGUUUCGAACUUCUGGCCCGACAUCCACGACUCCGGCGCAACCUUUUUCAUCUACGUGGGCGAAACAGCACGUUACCUUCUGGCUGCGCCGCCGCACCCCCUUGAGCGAGCGCACAAGCUCCGUAUGUGUUACGGCAACGGCCUUCGUCCGGAUGUAUGGCACAAGUUCCAAGAGCGCUUCAAUAUUCCCGAGGUGGCCGAGUUCUUCAACUCAAGCGAAGGCAUGCUCAGUCUCAUUGUGUGGGCCCGAAACGGCUACCUUAGUGCGUGUGUUGGUCAUCAUGGUCUGCCGUGGCGGCGGCGGCUGCAGAAUGUUUACAUCCCUGUACUCAUCGACCACGAAAGUGGAGACAUCUGGCGAGAUCCAGUCACUGGAUUCGCCAAACGCAUGCCGUACGAGGUUGGAGGUGAGAUCUUGGUUGCCGUACCACACCGAAGUGUUUUUGGCGGAUACUGGCGCAAUGCCGAAGCGACGAAUAAGCGCUUUGCUACGGAUGUUUUCCAGAAAGGCGACCUCUACUACCGAUCCGGAGAUGCACUGAGACGGACAUCGGACGGACACUGGUACUUCUUAGACCGGCUAGGUGACACUUUCCGGUGGAAGAGUGAGAACGUAUCAACAGCAGAAGUCGCGGAGACGCUCGGCCUUUACCCUGGAAUUGAUGAAGCCAACGUCUAUGGCGUCACGGUUCCCGGCCAUGAAGGCCGCGCUGGUUGUGCUGCAGUUCAUCUCACAGUGACGCCCGACCCGGCCUUCUAUACUAACCUCCUCCGCUACAGCCGUGAGCGGCUGCCACGCUAUGCCGUACCGGUCUUUCUGCGCAUUGUGAAGCGGUCAAGCCACAUCCAUAACCAUAAGCAGAAUAAGGUCGGCUUGCGGCAGGAGGGCGUUGACUUGGACAAAGUAGGCACGCUCGAGAAGGAUGGUGGUGAUGACAUUUUUAUGUGGUGUAAGCCAGGCUCAGACACCUAUGUGCCGUUUCAAAAGAGUGAUUGGGCAAUGCUUGGUAGAGGGCAGGUACGGUUAUAAUCCAGAGCCACCAUAGGGUUAUGUAAGCCUGAAGAUAGCAUGAAUCGACGAACAGCCAGACCAGCUGCACGAACGAGUCGUUUCUCUGUAUGAUCGUUUGCCUUAUUGCAGAGGAUGCUAGGAGUCACAGUAUAAACCGGCGGGU